AUGCCGAGGAAGAGAAGAAUCAUUUUCUCAGAAAAUGAAGCAACACAGACACAAGAAGAUAGAUGCACAAGCAUCAUUUCUGAAACUGUCGCAGAGAAUGUUUAUCAGCGAAAGAGUGCUAGGUUCAAAGCUAUUGAGAUUGGUAACCAAAACAUUAGCAAUGAAACCACUACACAAAUAUCAAUUGGAAAAUCCAGUAAUAGAAAGCACAAAACAGAAAAAGUUAUCAUGAAUCCAAAUAAUAUUAGGAUCAAUGACCAACCUUCUCGCUCAACAGGUCUUGAAAUCAAAUAUAAAGAUUUUCAAUUCAAUUAUGAUUUUAAUAAUGACGAAAUUCAUGAUGAUAGCGAACACUCCAAUGGACAAUCUGGAGAUGAAUUAGACACCAUACAAAAUCAUAACACUGAGGAUAAUCAAAAGGAAGGCAUUGCACCAGAAUAUAUAGAUGAAGGAGAUCCUACUGAGAUAUGCAUAUUUUGUGGAGCUGAACUAUGGUUGAAUGAGCGUGUCAAAAAAGACACAUUUAGAAGAACCAUGGAAUUCUCAAUUUGUUGCCUUAAGGGCAAGGUUGUAUUACCAACCAUACAUCCACCGCCACCAAUGUUAGAGAGACUAUUCUUUGACAAGAAGUCUAUGCAUUCAAAGGAUUUCUUAGCAAAUAUAAGACAAUACAACAACAUGUUUUCAUUUACAUCUAUGGGUGGAAAGAUCAACCAUUCAAUUAACUCUGGUGGUGGUCCUUAUUCUUUUAUAUUGUCUGGAAUGAAUUACCACAUGAUUGGAAGUUUACUACCCUUGGAAGGAGCUAGACCUGUGUACUCACAACUAUACAUUUAUGAUACUGAAAAUGAAGUUACAAAUAGAAUAGCUGCAGUAAGCAACCAUCAUACAGGUUUGAAGAUUGAUCAUGUUAUAGUUCAUCUUCUUAAAGAUGUCUUAGAUGAGUUCAAUCCUUUUGUGAAGCAAUACCGAAUGGCCUCGUCACUAAUCAAAAACCAUGCCUAUAAUGAAUUGAAGUUAUGCUUGAUUGGUACAAGGCAGCAUGAUGGUCGUAACUACAAUCUUCCGUCUGCCUCUGAAGUUGCAGCAUUAGUCGUCGGCGAUAUAGACAUGUCAUUCGGUAGGAGAGAUAUUAUCAUAGAAGAAUUAUCAGGAUCUCCUCAACGUAUUAGUGAAUUGCAUGCAUCUUAUCUUCCUCUUCAAUAUCCUAUUCUAUUCCCAUUUGGUGAGGAUGGAUAUAGGGAUGAUAUUGAUCAUCGAGAGGAAACAUUGACUAGAACAAAGAAGAAAAAGAAAGUCAGCAUGCGAGAAUACUUCUCUUACAGACUUAUGUCCCAUCAAAAUGAGGUAUCAAUAUUACUUCAUGCCCGUAGAUUAUUACAGCAGUUCAUUGUAGAUGGAUAUACAAUGAUUGAAUCACAAAGACUAUUAUGGGUCAGGACUCAUCAAAAGGAGCUUAGAGUUGAUUUGUAUCAAGGGUUGUCAGAUGCAUUGAUCAAUGGAGAAAGAAAUGCAAGUGCAACUGGAAGGCGAAUUAUUUUGCCAUCUUCUUUUACAGGAGGAGCAAGAUACAUGCUUCAAAAUUAUCAAGAUGCUAUGGCUAUUUGUCGUUGGGCAGGAUAUCCAGAUAUAUUUCUUACUUUCACUUGCAAUCCAGCAUGGCCAGAAAUUACUAGGUUUUGUGAUCGAAAUUUUAUAUCUCCAUCAGAUCGGCCAGAUAUAUUAUCUAGGGUAUUCAAAUUGAAGUUGAAAUCGAUGAUGAAGACAAUUAAAGAAAAGAAAAUUUUUGGAACUAUACGUGCAGAGGUAUAUACUAUUGAAUUUCAGAAGAGGGGUUUACCUCAUGCCCAUAUACUUUUGUUCCUUGACAAGCAUGAUAAAAUCAAUGACUCGGAUGGUGUCGACAGGGUAAUCUUUGCAGAAAUCCCAGAUAAGCAUACCUCGCCAAAAUUGUAUGAUUUGGUCAAGAGAUUUAUGAUGCAUGGUCCAUGUGGUACAAGCAAUCCUAAGUCACCGUGCAUGAAGGAUAAGAAAUGCAGUAAAUAUUUCCCUAAAAAAUUCAACAACCAAACAGUGAUUGAUGAAGAUGGAUACCCUACAUAUAAAAGAAGAAAUGAUGGGAGAGAUAUUGAAGUAAAGGGUAUUCAUUUAGACAAUAGAUUUGUUGUCCCAUAUAACUCUGUCCUUCUUACCAUGUUUCAAGCUCAUAUCAAUGUUGAGAAAUGCAAUCAUUCCACUUCUAUCAAGUACUUAUUUAAGUACAUCAGCAAAGGAAAUGAUAGAGUGGUGGCAACAAUAUAUGACAACAGUGACGAGAUUCAGCAGUAUUAUAACUGUAGAUAUAUUUCUGCUUGUGAGGGAUCCUGGCGUAUAUUUGGAUUUGACAUCCACCACAGACAUCCUUCUGUUGAAAGACUAAGUUUUCAUUUACCAAAUCAGCAACCUAUAGUUUACUCAAAUACAGACGACGUGGCAGAGUUGUUAGAUAAGCCAAGAGAAUAA
This is a messenger RNA of Prosopis cineraria, 2502 nucleotides long. RefSeq lists its product as uncharacterized. The coding region runs from base 1 to 2502 and encodes 833 amino acids. The transcript is spliced from 9 exons. NCBI's taxonomy places the organism in Eukaryota, Viridiplantae, Streptophyta, Magnoliopsida, Fabales, Fabaceae. The record is from RefSeq and is a predicted model, not a curated record.